Lathyrus oleraceus (garden pea) is the source of this 1824-nucleotide messenger RNA. RefSeq names its product low-specificity L-threonine aldolase 1. NCBI's taxonomy places the organism in Eukaryota, Viridiplantae, Streptophyta, Magnoliopsida, Fabales, Fabaceae. The transcript has 10 exons. The record is from RefSeq and is a predicted model, not a curated record. Bases 608 to 1684 code for a protein of 358 amino acids. Gene Ontology annotation, cellular component: cytosol. Gene Ontology annotation, biological process: glycine biosynthetic process; L-threonine catabolic process. Gene Ontology annotation, molecular function: L-allo-threonine aldolase activity.
UUAUACUUUUCGUCACAAAGUUGGUCUCUAACUUUGCCCACACCCCAAAAAUAGUUGUUUUUUCAUUGGCCAUGAAUGCAACAUCUCUCUUAAAGUAUAUAAGACUAUGGUUGCUUCAAGAUCUAACUCUUUUCAAUCUUCAUCCUUCCAAUCUUCUUCCUUCACAUCCUUGAGCUUUUGCUCCUUCUCUGCUAAGUCUUUAUACAACUUUUUUGAAUUAAGCAAAAUUUACAUUUGUAUAAUAAAAAAUCAUUUUUUUUCAUUAAAUCUCUCUCUUUCAUAUUCCCAAACUUGACAGUUCCACUGGUAUAAGUCAUUAUUUUCACAAUAUUUUAAAAAGAAAAUGACAAAAAAAGGAUAGAGACAUAUCUUGGUUGUUGAGAUUGAAUAUUCAUGGUUGGUUGAUAAAUCCACGACCAUGUGACAUAGAUAAUAACGUAAUCUAAUCCUAUUAAAUUUCAAUUUAAAAUAAGAUUAUAUUAAUUUUUUUCUAUAUAUAUUAUGUUGUAAGAAAUAAGACUUGUUGAUUUUCUUGAUAUUCAACUCUAAACACCAACAUUUUCAUAUUCAUACUUGUGUUUCUGUUGGAGAAUCAGUGUCAGAGAAAAUGGUAACUCGGACGGUGGAUCUUCGUUCGGAUACAGUCACGAAACCGACCGAAACAAUGCGAGUUGCUAUGGCGAAUGCUGAGGUCGACGACGAUGUUCUUGGUCACGACCCUUCGUGUUUUCGAUUAGAAAAGGAGAUGGCAAAGAUAACUGGCAAGGAAGCUGCUCUUUUUGUUCCAUCAGGAACUAUGGGGAAUCUCAUAUCUGUGCUUGUUCAUUGUGAUAUCAGAGGCAGUGAAGUGAUUCUUGGAGAUAAUUCGCAUAUUCAUAUUUACGAGAAUGGAGGUAUCGCAACCAUUGGAGGUGUACAUCCAAGAACAGUUAGAAACAAUGAAGAUGGAACCAUGGACAUUGAUUUGAUUGAAGCUGCAAUUAGAGAUCCAAAGGGGGAGCUUGUUUAUCCAACCACAAGGCUCAUUUGCUUGGAAAAUUCUCAUGGAAACACUGGUGGUCGAUGCCUUUCGGUUGAAUAUACGGAUAGAGUUGGAGAGGUUGCUAAGAAGCAUGGAUUGAAGCUUCACAUCGACGGAGCUCGUAUAUUUAACGCAUCAGUUGCACUUGAUGUUCCUGUGGAUAAGCUUAUUCGAGCGGCCGAUUCAGUAUCGGUUUGCUUAUCGAAAGGUCUAGGCGCUCCGGUUGGAUCUGUAAUUGUUGGUUCGAAUAGCUUUAUCACCAAGGCUAGAAGACUUAGAAAGACCUUAGGUGGUGGAAUGAGACAAGUUGGCAUCCUUUGUGCAGCUGCACUUGUUGCUUUACAGGAAAAUGUUGAAAAGCUAGAAAGUGAUCACAAGAAUGCUAGAUUUUUGGCUGAUGGAUUGAAUGAAAUUAAAGGAUUGAGAGUGAAUACAUCUUCUUUGGAAACCAAUAUUGUAUAUAUUGAAAUUGAAGAAAGUUUACAAACUACAGCUGCAAAACUAUCCAAGGACUUAGAAGAAUAUGGUAUCCUUCUCAUGCCAAUAAGCUCAUCAAGAUUGAGAGUUGUGUUCCACCACCAAAUAUCAGAUACCGAUGUGAAGUACGCAUUGUCGCGCUUUCAGCAUGUUGUUGGUGGAGGACCAAAUGAAAAUGGCAACUAGUAGAAGAAUUUCAAGUUUGUAAGCUUUUGUUGAAAAGUAACAUUCUCAUGAUGUUGCAUAUGUAUGAAUAAAUAUGAACCUUUUGUUUUGUUUGUAACCCAAAUAAUAUAUGAAGCAUAGUAAGAAUGUGUAAUUCAUAA